Ceratosolen solmsi marchali is the source of this 1305-nucleotide messenger RNA. It is a transcript of the gene Jhbp16, whose product is annotated as Juvenile hormone binding protein 16. NCBI's taxonomy places the organism in Eukaryota, Metazoa, Arthropoda, Insecta, Hymenoptera, Agaonidae. The record is from RefSeq and is a predicted model, not a curated record. Gene Ontology annotation, biological process: multicellular organismal reproductive process. The transcript is spliced from 4 exons. The coding region runs from base 237 to 986 and encodes 249 amino acids.
UAAGAAGUCCGAGGCCCAAGAGCGCCAGAGUCCACAGAAUCUCUUGACGUCGAACCACGAGGUCUUAUUGCACAAGCAUCGCAAAGGAUCGCGAGGACCGAUGUGUCGUUUGGAGUGAAAGCGCGCGUGCGGAAGGCCCGGAACGCGAGCGUCGAAGUGGUGAGAGGGCCAGUGGUGCUCGGGCUCGACUGCGCUCCACUCGCUCCCUGUGUGUGCAAGAGAGAAAAGAUACGACGAUGAGCUUCUCGAGGAUGCUGCCGCUGCUGCUCCUCUUCCUCUUUCUCCUCUUCGCGCGUGCUCGUGCUGAUAUCGAAGACCACUUCAAGAACUGCCGCGUCGAAGCUGCGGGUUUCGACGGCUGCGUUCGCGAGGCGCUCAAUGCAAUCCGUCCCUACUUCAAAACAGGCCUGCCCAAGUACAAUGUCGCACCGUUCGACCCGUUUUUCGCUAACGAGAUAAGCGCCCGUCGCGGACUGCCGAAACUCGGCUUCACAAUCACCUUGAGGAACGUGACGGAGAGCGGAUGGUCCGCGAGCAAAGUUACCAAGUUCGUCAGCGACUUGAAGAACUACAAGGUGGUGUACACCCAGAGCUUCCCAGAAAAAUACCUGUCCGGUGACUAUGAAUUUAAUGGCGCUGUCUUAGGGACCAAUGUCAACAACAAAGGAAAAUUUACGUUGAGCUUGUUUGAUCUCAUGCAAACGACUACGAUAACGAGGGAGCCCGGGAUGAAGAUAAAAGUGCGAGUCGAAGUCGAAACGAUUCGCGAUCUCAAGCUGCACAUAUCGAAUCUCCUGCAUGGUCGUGAAGUCCUCGAGGGUAUUCUCGAUCGGAUUAUAAAUGGCGCCUGGCAGCCGGGAUUCACGUUCACGAAGCCCCUUAUCAACGAACUCGUAUCCACGGCAUUCACGGAAAUCUUCGAUAAGGCCUUCCGAAACUUCCCCUUCGAGAAAAUCAUCAGGACCAAGCAAAACAAUACUCUGUAGGAAGAUCAUUGCGUACGAGAGAUCUUCUCUAUUGCCCUUCGUGCCACCGUAACGACGAUCUUUUCCUUAUGGUUGAAGCCCAUGAAUUGUCACGCGUUUCAUGCGUUAUCGUCUUUCUUUUCCUUUCUAUUUUUAUUCGUGCGAAUUGGCAUUGAUGAGCCGUCGUUGUGCGCUGUUUACAAAUUAUUUACCGUUAAAAUUCUAUUGCCAACGUUAUUGUGGCUUCGAAAGAAGAAAAAAACGUAAUGUUGGAUUCUCACGAGUUGAGAUUGUUUUAAGAAAUUUUACAUUUCGUUUUCAAAUGUUGUACUUAUCAUUC